AUGUGCGGAAGAUAUGUUUUAACUUCGAGGCCAGAAUCUUUGGAGCAAGCUCUCGAGAGAUCAAAUAUAAAAUGUACAAAAUUCAUUGAUAAAGAAAAGUACCAAUCCUCAUAUAAUGUUGCACCUUGUCAUUUUCAACCGGUUGUUCGGGUUGAAUAUGAUUCGCGUGAGACAAUACUUCAUACUAUGAAAUGGGGAUUAAUUCCUUCAUGGACAAAGGGAAAACCCGAGUUUUCCAAAUUGAUCAUCAAUUGCCGUGAUGAUUCAUUAAAGGAUGGAAAGAGCAUGUUUAAUUCUAUGAAGAAUAGAAAACGUUGUGUGGUGGUUGCUGAUGGAUUUUAUGAAUGGCUAAAAAAAGACAAAAAAAGGAUUCCUUAUUUUAUCAAAAGGAAAGAUGGAAAUUUGUUUUUAUUUGCCGGAUUAUAUGAUUGUGUAAAGUUUGAAGAUGAAGAGAAUCCACUCUAUACUUAUACUAUCAUUACUACAAUGUCGUCAGCUCCGAUCGAAUUUUUACAUGAUAGAAUGCCAGUAAUUUUAGAAAAUGGAUCAGAAGAACUGGCUACAUGGUUAGAUCCACGAACGCCUUGGAGUCCUGAAUUAGUCAGGCUUUUAAAACCAUUCGCAGGCGAACUGGAGAUCUACCCUGUCUCUGAUGAUGUUGGACAUGUUAAAAAUAAUUCUCCUGAUUUGAUUAUUCCCCUCGAUUCGAAAAAAUCAGUUAUCGAUUUCUUCCAAAAGAAACAAGAGAUUAGGGAUGACGUAGAUGCGACAACAAAAAUGGAACAGAAUGAAGAUGGUGAUCAGAUUAAAAAGGAUGAUGAUAAAGUUGUUCCAGCAAAACGUUCUCUUGAUACAUCCGAUGAUGAAACAACUUCUGAUACGAAGUCUAACAAAGUUCAAAAGGAUGAAUUUGAUAUUCCAUCAUCACCUGAUCCUAAAAAAGAAUCUUUACCAUCAACACCUCCAAGUAUACCUAAAAAAUCAUUAAGAUCUACACCAUCAAAAUCUAAUAAGACGCCUAAACGAUCAUUACAAUCUACGCCAUCAAAGAGACAACCACCUAGGAAAAAGAAAGUAGAUAAUGUUAAAGAAUCUGAAAAGAUUACAAAUUAUUUUUCUACCAAAUCCUGA
Messenger RNA from Funneliformis mosseae, 1131 nucleotides. NCBI's taxonomy places the organism in Eukaryota, Fungi, Glomeromycota, Glomeromycetes, Glomerales, Glomeraceae. The record is from the annotation of a GenBank genome assembly.